This is a messenger RNA of Cyprinodon tularosa, 1936 nucleotides long. It is a transcript of the gene vsx2, whose product is annotated as visual system homeobox 2. Gene Ontology annotation, cellular component: nucleus. The transcript is spliced from 5 exons. The record is from RefSeq and is a predicted model, not a curated record. Gene Ontology annotation, molecular function: sequence-specific double-stranded DNA binding; DNA-binding transcription factor activity, RNA polymerase II-specific. Gene Ontology annotation, biological process: regulation of transcription by RNA polymerase II. NCBI's taxonomy places the organism in Eukaryota, Metazoa, Chordata, Actinopteri, Cyprinodontiformes, Cyprinodontidae. The coding region runs from base 144 to 1340 and encodes 398 amino acids.
CAGCCUCUCGUUGGGAUGGACCUGUUGGAUAAAAGGAGCAUUUUCUAAACGACUCUGUGGAACAGCGAGGAUCAUGUACGAGGAGCCCCCCUGUGAGGCGACAUAACAAGAAAUAUAUUUUCAAAGGGGCCAUCUAAACCACGAUGACGGGGAAACAGGGUGCGUUGCUUUCGGAAAGUUUAAAUCGCUCAGAGAAAACAUCUCUAGGUGCAAAUGCAGGGAACAACAGCCACCAGCCGAAAAGCAGCAUCAACCAUCCACCGACCGCGAACAGGUGCACCAGCUUCGGCAUCCAGGAGAUCCUGGGGCUGAAUAAAGAGCCGCAGACCACACCGAGGAGCCCGCUGAGCUCGCUGCCCGCCGGGGCGCACCUGAUUGCCGCAAGAUCGGUGUUGGGCCCCGCUACAGUCGGCGUGGGUGUCGGGGUGGGAUUAAUUGGCCCCGGUGGAAUUCCGUCGUUUUACGGCCAACCUGCUUUCCUGGAGACAGUGCUGUCAGACGGACAGGACGUCCACCUGCAGCACAGCAGAGGCGCGAGGCCCCUGGAGCCCAGCCAGUCCGCCAGCUCAGACUCCGAGGAUUUAUCUUCAAACGAACGAAAACACACAAAAUCAACUUUAGGGCAGAACAAGAAACGCAAGAAAAGACGUCACCGAACCAUAUUUACCUCCUAUCAGUUGGAGGAGCUGGAAAAGGCCUUUAAUGAAGCGCACUACCCGGAUGUUUACGCUCGAGAGAUGCUGGCCAUGAAAACAGAGCUGCCUGAGGACAGAAUACAGGUAUGGUUUCAGAACCGCAGAGCCAAAUGGAGGAAGAGGGAGAAAUGUUGGGGCCGCAGCACGGUGAUGGCUGAGUAUGGACUGUACGGAGCCAUGGUGAGGCAUUCCAUCCCUCUGCCUGAAUCCAUCCUCAAGUCCGCCAAGGAUGGCAUCAUGGAGUCAUGUGCUCCCUGGCUGCUGGUCCAAGAUGGCUUACCAGUGAGCAGAAGUUAUUCUAAAUCUGAAUACCCGCAACUCUUUACAGGGAUGCACAAAAAGUCCAUAGAGGGAGCAGCUCCCCCGUCAACAGGAAAGUGUGAUGCUCCGCAGCAGCCGAAUGCUCCGAGGCCAGAGGACGUUGAAGUGGAGGAGAAGAGGUCGGAGGGAAAGCCUGUCAUUUCUAAAGAGGAACUGAGAGAGAACAGCAUUGCUGCUCUAAGGGCCAAGGCUCAGGAGCACAGCGCCAAAGUGCUGGGGACAGUUUCUCAUGACAGACCGCUGGAGGGCAAACAGGAGUUCCAGGGGCCUGAAGAGAAGGCCAGUAAUCCAACUAGUCCAGAAGAGGAGCAGAUAAGUCCCUAGAACUAAUUCAGAGUCUAGACUGUCAUUGUGAAAUGAGACUGCUGUGGAUUAGCUACAUUUAGUUUAAAUCUGGAUUAACUGACUCGGAUUUCUGUCCUUCACUGACUUCCUCUAACUGGGCCUCAUCUGGACUUCUAUUAACUUGUGAAAGGAACUUGUUGGUUUCUACCAAGAAGAUGCAAAUGCACUUUUUUCUGAUGUGUUUUCAGACGUUCUCCAGUUUCUUCUUUAAAUAUUAGAGGACCUGACAGAGUAGCAGCAAUAGACGAUAUUGUAAAUAUACCUUAAAAACAGCCAGAUGAGUAAAAGCUAGAUGUAACAGUGCAUUUAUUGCAAUGAGUAUAAUUUAAUUUGUGUCUCUUUCUGACUGUGCUUAAACAACUAUUAAAUUGAAGCAUUUUAGAGGAACCAUCCUAUCAGCAGUAAGAGAAAUAUUUGUUCUAUAUCAUGCUGUAUAUAUAAGGAUAUAUAAAUCUUUAAAAUGUCUUUCAUGUAGUCUUUAAAUGUCAGUGUUUUUUAUUUCAUUAUGUAUAAGUCAAAAGUUAAAACAUAAAAUAGAGACGACUUUAUUAAAUCUGUUUCCCAUGCCUGUGUAA